Molecule: messenger RNA, 574 nt
Organism: Aspergillus ibericus CBS 121593
Lineage: Eukaryota; Fungi; Ascomycota; Eurotiomycetes; Eurotiales; Aspergillaceae
Product: 60S ribosomal protein eL22
Exons: 4
Coding region: 37-411 (124 amino acids)
Biological process (GO): cytoplasmic translation
Cellular component (GO): ribosome
Molecular function (GO): structural constituent of ribosome; RNA binding
Source: RefSeq, a predicted model, not a curated record
CUCCAAAAACACCCCCUUCCCCCCCCAACAGUCACAAUGGCCCCCGUUGCUGCUCGUGGUCGCAAGGCCCAGAAGGUCACCAAGAAGUAUGUCAUCAACGCUUCUCAGCCCGUGAGCGACAAGAUCUUCGACCUCUCUGCUUUCGAGAAGUUCCUCCACGACCGCAUCAAGGUCGAGGGCCGUGUCGGUAACCUCGGUGACAAGGUCGUCAUCUCCCAGGCUGGUGACGGCAAGGUCGAGGUUGUUGCUCACAUCCCCUUCUCUGGCCGCUACCUCAAGUACCUCACCAAGAAGUACCUCAAGAAGCAGCAGCUCCGUGACUGGCUCCGCGUUGUCUCCACCUCCAAGGGUGUCUACGAGCUCCGCUUCUACAACGUCGUCAACGACGAGGGCGAGGAGGAUGAGGAGUAAACUACUCCUUUCCGGAACCAUUGAUACCAAUUAAAAAAAUCGGAAAAGUGAUCGGACGACAGGUGGUCUCGCGUCAGGGGAUAUCUGAAUUGAGGGUCGUCACUUGGAGUCGGGUUCAGGGAUAGUUGCGCUCUACUGGGAGGGAUUCCUAUACCGUCUGGCG